UAGAGCACUAAUUAACUAGUUCAUCAUCCAUCCAAUGCCUGUGAUCUCUACUCUCUUCUUCUUGGGAAUUAUUGUUCCCUUGGCAACUGCUCUCUCCUUCAACUUCCCUACCUUCGACCAAAGAAGUCUUUCCAACAUCACACUUCAAGGAAACGCAUCAUGGUCUAGUUCUCCAAGUGGUUGCAUUCAGCUAACCAGAAAUCAGCAAGAUGCCAAUAUGACAUUAAGCGUGGGCAGAGCAGUCUACAAGGAGCCUCUUCUGCUCUGGGAUGCAGAAAACCUGACAGAUUUCUCUACCCACUUCACCUUUAUAAUCAACCCGAAUGGCCAUAAGUGGCCUGGAGAUGGCAUGGCUUUCUUCCUCUCUCCAUAUCCUUCCAACUCCAGUAUCCCUCCUAGUUUCAGUGGCUGUGGCUUGGGCCUGUUCAACGGAAGUAUAUGUGACUCAUCAACACACACCUUACCCACACCAACUGCAAUUGUAGCAGUGGAGUUUGACACGUACCAAAAUACUGCAGUCCACGAUCCAUUGUUUCCUCAUGUUGGCAUAGAUGUCGGCUCACUCAGUUCAGUUGUAUAUGAAAGUUGGAAGGACGAUGGCAACAGUAAUGGGAGUAGCAACCAAUGGCAGGGAGAUGCAUGGGUGAGCUACAAUUCAGGCACUCAUAAUUUAAGUGUUUUCCUAACUCUGGAAUAUGGAUCCCGUACUGCAAAUUGCAGCCUUAGCUAUAUUGUGGACCUUCGGCUGGAGCUCCCAUCGCAGGUUGCAGUAGGGUUCUCGGCGUCGACGGGCAUGAGUGAUGAGAUACAUGAACUUUUAUCAUGGAAUUUCUCUUCGACUCUAGUGCAGCGCCCCAUGCAACUUCCCCCUGUGCAAGCCCCCGUGCAACCAAUCCCUGUUCAAGCCCCCGUGCAACAUCCUCCCGUGCGAUCCACCGUGCAACGCAAAAGCAAAAUGGGGAUCAUUGUUGGCACGGCCGCAGGGGUAGGGAUCCUCCUCCUCCUCCUCUUGCUGUUGGUUUUUGUGUUCUUGUGGAGCAGGAAGAAGAAGAACAGGACCAGUAGAAGGAAGAUCGGAGAAAACAAGGACCAGCUAUUUGAUGAUGACUUGGAGAUAGAAGGAAGGCCAAAGAGGUUCUCGUACGAAGAGUUAGCCACUGCGACGAGGAACUUCUCUGACGACGUCAAGCUCGGGGAAGGUGGAUUCGGGUCGGUCUACAAAGGCCAUCUCGAGGACCUGAACCUUGACGUCGCCAUUAAGAGGUUCGCCAAGGAGUCGUCCAGGCAAGGCAGGAAAGAAUACUUCUCCGAAGUCAACGUCAUAAGCCGCCUCGGACAUCGCAAUCUGGUUAAAUUGGUCGGCUGGUGCCACGACCAACGAGAACUCCUCCUCGUCUACGAGUACUUGCCCAACGGUAGCCUCGACUCGUGUCUGUACUCCGCGCAAAAUCAUUUGAGGUGGCCGGUGAGGUACAAGAUCGCACUCGACUUGGCCUCUGCAAUGAUUUAUCUCCACCACGACUGGGAGCAGUGCGUGCUGCAUCGCGACGUCAAGUCGAGCAAUAUCAUGUUGGACUCUGCAUUUAACGCCAAACUAGGGGACUUCGGCCUCGCUAGGCUCAUCAACCAUGACCACGUCUUGGAGACCACGAUGUCUGCCGGAACGCUGGGGUACAUGGCCCCUGAGUGCGUUGACAGUGGCAAAGCCAACAAAGAGUCAGAUGUCUAUAGCUUUGGAGUCGUAGCCCUGGAGAUUGCUUGUGGGAGGAGACCGAGCAAGGGCAAACUAGUGGAGUGGGUGUGGGAACUUUAUGCGAAGGGCGCAACACUUGAAGCAGCCGAUGAGAAGCUAAACGGUGAAUUUGAUGAAGAACAAAUGGAGCGAGUGCUGGUUGUAGGAUUGUGGUGUGCUCAUCCAGACUUCAACCUGCGACCUUCGAUGAAGCAGGCGAUAAACGUGCUCAAUGGGCAGAUGACUCUACCAAUUAAUCUCCCUCCGCGCUAAAAGAUAAAACUUUAUUUAAGUGAAGAAUGUAGUAGCUGUUUAUCGAGAGAUGCUGAGCUAAACCUUCUGUCUUUCUUACAUUUAUCCAAUCUCUGAGACUUCAGUUCAUCAAUGAUAUUAUCAAGAUGUAUCGGGUGAGAAUAUCUUCAUCUAGGUUUUGCAACAGG
This is a messenger RNA of Zingiber officinale, 2172 nucleotides long. Its product is annotated as L-type lectin-domain containing receptor kinase IX.1-like. The record is from RefSeq and is a predicted model, not a curated record. Bases 35 to 2005 code for a protein of 656 amino acids. Gene Ontology annotation, molecular function: ATP binding; protein kinase activity; carbohydrate binding. The transcript is spliced from 2 exons. Lineage: Eukaryota; Viridiplantae; Streptophyta; Magnoliopsida; Zingiberales; Zingiberaceae. Gene Ontology annotation, biological process: protein phosphorylation. Gene Ontology annotation, cellular component: plasma membrane.